Messenger RNA from Bemisia tabaci, 1021 nucleotides. It is a transcript of the gene mRpL22, whose product is annotated as mitochondrial ribosomal protein L22. NCBI's taxonomy places the organism in Eukaryota, Metazoa, Arthropoda, Insecta, Hemiptera, Aleyrodidae. Gene Ontology annotation, cellular component: mitochondrial large ribosomal subunit; ribosome. Gene Ontology annotation, biological process: translation. Gene Ontology annotation, molecular function: structural constituent of ribosome. The record is from RefSeq and is a predicted model, not a curated record.
UGCAAACAAUGCAGAAUAAGGUUAGGGUAGUGUUUGUUAUCAUCAAUUUUUGUGUUUUUUCUGGUUUUUUCGAGACUUUUUCUUUUCUAGUUUCAAGUGGUGCAGCGAAAUCACUACAGUAAACUUAUUGAAAUUUCUAAGUGCAGUUCUUCUUAGUUAUCAGGUACCAAAAUAUGUGGUAAAUGUAAAUUUUGUGUUAAUUUAUACAAGGCAUAAUGGUAGUUCAGGCGGCUCUGGCAAGCACAUUGUGCAGGGUUACAGGAAAUCUCUUUUCAAACAAUUCAGCUUUGAAUCUACAACCAAAACUCCUGAGUCUUUUCAAAAUCGCUGCUGCCUCGUAUAAAGGUGAACCCUCGCAUUUCAUGGAUUUCAACAAGGUUGUAUACCCACCCCAAGAACCUGGAGAACCGCCAAGACCUGCUUUCAUAUGUCAUCAGAAAACCAACGUCAAGUAUCAGCCGAAAAAAUUGUAUGUCUGCGCUUGUUUGAUUCGUGGAAUGACGGUAGAUGAAGCUCUCAAGCAACUGAAGCAAGUUCCCCGCAAAGGCGCUGUUAUUAUCGCGGACACAUUAAAAGAAGCUAGAGACCUUGCUGUGACUGAGCAUAAUGUGGAAUUUAAGAGUAAUCUUUGGGUUGCUGAAUCUUUUGUAAGUAAGGGUAUUACGAUUAAAGGUGUGAGAAAACAUGCUAAAGGGAGGCAUGGUAUAAUUUUUUAUAGAUAUUCCCACUAUUUUGUACGUUUGGAAGAAGGAACUCCUCCAAAGGAUUAUUAUUGGGACUUGCCAAGAGAUGGCCCCUCUGCACUUGAGAGAUAUGUUGAACAGCUCCGCGCUCGUAGGAUCAUAAAUUCUCUUUAACUCUCAACAAAAGUCAAGUGUAUUCAGAUGUUCAAAAAUGUUAUUCUAGUGAUAAUUGGGUUUUGCAUUUCAACCUAACUUUCAUUUGCUUGUUUUUGCUUUUAUUCUUUGUAGUUUUUUACUUGGUUCAGAACCUAACUCUCAAAUAAAUAAUGUAACAUGUA